This is a messenger RNA of Fundulus heteroclitus (mummichog), 4101 nucleotides long. It is a transcript of the gene ankrd28a, whose product is annotated as serine/threonine-protein phosphatase 6 regulatory ankyrin repeat subunit A. Lineage: Eukaryota; Metazoa; Chordata; Actinopteri; Cyprinodontiformes; Fundulidae. The coding region runs from base 419 to 3730 and encodes 1103 amino acids. Gene Ontology annotation, molecular function: protein binding. The record is from RefSeq and is a predicted model, not a curated record. The transcript is spliced from 29 exons.
GCUGCGGCUCCGCGCUGAGGGCACGGGGCGUCCUGCGCGCCGCUAGGCAGCCCAGACUCAUUCUGCCGCAUUCAUGCCUCCUCCUGCCGCCACCAUUACGCAGAGGAAUUCCCUGCUGCCUGCACCGCCGCUCGCAGACAGAGCGGCUGUGGGUUAGAGAGAGAGAGAGAGAGAGGAGAGAGAGAGAGGAGGAAAGGGGACAGGCUGCAAAGCGAAACUGACAGAUAGAGGACAGAGCUGGAUUUUUGUGCUGCGUUUCGCUUGGAGAUGUUCGGGUGUUUGUGCGGAAGACACUUUUUCUGGGAUUUAUCGCCGACCUUUAUGCCAUGGGACUGCGCACGCAUGUGAGAAGAAAGAGAGAAAGAACACGGUGUAUUUGUGCGCGUGAGGUAGAGAGCGUGUGAGCGUUUUCUUCCCGAUGCGGUCAGAACGGGCCAGCCGUGUGUGUAUCGUGGUGCUGGAGGAAGUGGAGGAGGACGAGCCCUCUUCUUCUUCUUCAUCAUCAUCCCCACCUCCUCGGCCCAAAGCGUUUCACGAGCCGAGGGCUCACCAGGUCUCCCGAGGGGCUCCCGCUCAGGAUGACAAGCCGUCCCUGUUGAGAGCCAUCUUUAACGUGGACCCAGACGAAGUUCGCUCUUUUAUCUUUAAGAAAGAGGACGUCAACCUUCAGGACAAUGAGAAGCGGACCCCACUCCACGCUGCGGCGCACCUAGGAGACGCUGAGAUCAUUGAGCUGCUCCUCCUUGCAGGAGCCAAAGUUAAUGCCAAAGAUAAGAAGUGGUUGACUCCUCUUCACCGGGCUGUGGCUUCCUGUAAUGAGGAUGCGGUGACGACGUUGCUGAGGCACAGCGCGGAGGUGAACGCUCGGGACAAGAACUGGCAGACGCCGCUUCACGUAGCAGCCAGCAACAAGGCGGUGCGCUGUGCCGAGGCUUUGAUCCCGUUGCUGAGCAACAUCAACGUGACUGACCGCGCAGGACGCACGGCGCUGCACCACGCCGCCUUCACUGGGCAUGUGGAGAUGGUGAAGUUGCUGCUGUCCAGAGGAGCCAACAUUAAUGUAUUUGACAAGAAGGACAGGAGAGCCAUCCACUGGGCAGCCUACAUGGGUCACCUGGAGAUUGUGAAGUUGCUGGUGGCCAGCGGAGCUGAGGUCGACUGUAAGGACAAGCAGGCCUACACGCCGCUUCAUGCUGCCGCCUCCAGUGGCAUGCGCAGCACGGUGCACUACCUGUUAAGCCUCAGUGUCCAUGUGAACGAGGUUAACGCCUACGGCAACACGCCGCUCCACCUGGCCUGUUACAACGGACAGGACGUGGUGGUCGGCCAGCUCAUCGAGGCGGGAGCUAAUGUACACCAAGUGAACGAGAAAGGGUUUUCUGCACUUCACUUCGCUUCGUCUUCACGCCAAGGUGCGCUGUGCCAGGAGCUGCUGCUGGCCCACGGAGCAUGCAUCAACCUGAAGAGUAAGGAUGGUAAGACCCCCCUCCACAUGGCAGCUACACACGGACGGUUCUCCUGCUCCCAGGCCCUCAUUCAAAAUGGAGCUGAGAUAGACUGUGAAGACUGCAACAGAAACACUGCCCUCCACAUCGCAGCCCGCUAUGGCCAUGAACUCAUCAUCGCAUCGCUCAUCAAACACGGUGCCAACACUGCCAAGAGAGGCAUUCACGGGAUGUUACCGCUCCAGCUGGCAGCUCUCAGCGGCUUCGCUGACUGCUGCAGGAAACUGCUGUCCUCAGGAUUUGUCAUAGACACCCCCGAUGACUUUGGAAGGACCUGUCUGCAUGCUGCUGCGGCGGGAGGAAACCUGGAUUGUCUGAACCUGCUGUUAAACACCGGAGCAGACUUUAACAGGAAGGACAACUUUGGAAGGGCUCCGCUACACUAUGCAUCAGCCAACUGUAACUACCAGUGUGUGUUUGUGCUGGUGGGCUCUGGGGCGAGUGUUAAUGAUCUGGAUCAGAGCAGCUGCAGCCCUUUGCACUACGCCGCUGCCGCCGACUCAGAUGGAAAAUGUGUGGAGUACCUGCUGAGGAACGAUGCUGAUCCAGGACUGAAGGACAGACAGGGUUACAAUGCGGUGCACUAUGCCUCAGCCUAUGGGCGCACACUCUGCCUGGAACUGAUCGCAAGUGUGAGACCUCUUGAUGCGUUAAUGGAGACAUCAGGAACUGACAUCCUGAGGGACUCAGACAGCCAGGCCCCCCUAAGUCCACUUCAUCUGGCGGCUUACCACGGACACUGCGGGGCAUUAGAGGUCCUCCUGGCAUCCCUGCUGGACGUGGACGUGCGGACCCCAGACGGACGGACCCCUCUAAGUUUAGCCUCCUCCAGGGGCCAUCAGGAAUGUGUGUCCCUGCUGCUACAUCACGGCGCUUCCCCCAUGACCUGUGACUAUAUAUACAAAAAGACAUCCUUACAUGCUGCAGCUAUGAACGGCCACCAAGAGUGCCUGCACCUGCUUCUGAGUAGCAACAAUCAACCCAUUAAUGUGGAUGCACAAGACAACAACAGACAGACGCCUCUGAUGUUGGCAGUUCUGAACGGAAACACACAGUGUGUGGAGUCUCUGCUCGAUCACGGAGCCUGUGCGGACACUCAGGACCGCUGGGGCCGGACGGCCCUGCACAGCGGGGCUGCCACAGGUCAGGAGGGGUGUGUGGAGGUCCUCGUCCGUCGAGGGGCCGCUGUGUGUGUGAAGGACAUCCGGGGCCGCACCCCACUGCACCUGGCUUCAGCUUGUGGCCACGUGGCAGUCCUCUUACACCUCCUGGCGACCUCCCUCCCAUCCGACACGCCCCUCACAGACAACCAGGGCUACACGCCGUUGCACUGGGCCUGCUAUAACGGUUAUGAUGCAUGUGUGGAGAUUCUGUUGGAUCACGAGGUGCUCGGGAGGAUUAAGGGAAACCCCUUCAGCCCGCUGCACUGUGCUGUUAUGAACGAUAACGAGGGGGUGGCCGAGAUGUUAAUAGAUUUUCUGGGUGAAGACAUCGUCAACGCCACAGACUCCAAAGGAAGAACCCCCCUGCACGCUGCUGCGUUCUCUGACCAUGUGGAGUGCAUUUCUCUCCUUCUGAGCCAAGGAGCGCAGGCCAACGCUGUCGACACAUUGGAGCACAAAACACCGCUGAUGAUGGCGGCUCUGAACGGCCAGACCAACGCUGUGGAGGUGCUGGUGAGCAGUGGGAAAACAGACUUGUCCCUGCAGGAUGUAGACAGGAACACAGCUCUGCAUCUAGCUUGUUGCAAGGGCCAUGAAACGAGUGCCUUGUUGAUUCUUGAGAAAAUCAGCGACAGGAACCUCAUCAACUGCACCAACGCUGCCCUCCAGACGCCGCUGCAUGUAGCAGCCCGGAUGGGGCUGACGGUGGUGGUCCAGGAGCUGCUGGGGAAAGGAGCCAGCGUGUUGGCGGUGGAUGAGAACGGUUAUACUCCAGCUUUGGCCUGUGCCCCCAACCGCGACGUGGCCGACUGCCUGGCCCUCAUCCUCAACUCCAUGAUGCCCACCUCCCCCAUGGUGACGAUAGCAGCCAUACCCGCUUUGUCUCUCGCCCCGACAGUCAUCAACCACCACCCGACCUCGAACCACAUCUCCAAAGGUGUUGCGUUUGACGCUCCGCCUGCACUGAGACCCGACCACGCCUCAUACUGCAGGCCGGAGAGGCCGCUCUCCUCCGUUUCCGCAGACGAUGAACUGAACGACUCAGACUCUGAGACCUACUGAGGGCUUUCGGAGACGGCCUCAGAACGCCGGCAGGCUAGCCAACCACUCAGGAGCCUUAAUAGAUAACCGACUAAAAGAUGAAGAAAGUAGAGCAGGUUAUUUUUGGCUAAGCUUCCUCAACUUUAAAAAUAGCCUUUUAUACAAACCGCACACAGUGCCUUGCCAAGGUGUUCCUACCCCUUGAACGUUUUCUAAUCUAGUCGCGUUGCAACAGCAAACUUCGGUUUAUUUUAUCGGGAUUUUAUGUGAUAGAGACCAACACAAAGCAGCGGGUUUAAGGUGUUAGUUUUCUGCUAUACAGUGUUUUUCAUGUAGGACAGUUUUGUGUCUCCUCUGACCAGAACACCUCCACGUUUGCUGUGUCCUCGACA